Molecule: messenger RNA, 3500 nt
Organism: Amaranthus tricolor (Joseph's coat)
Lineage: Eukaryota; Viridiplantae; Streptophyta; Magnoliopsida; Caryophyllales; Amaranthaceae
Exons: 11
Coding region: 244-2865 (873 amino acids)
Biological process (GO): negative regulation of DNA-templated transcription
Molecular function (GO): DNA binding; acyltransferase activity, transferring groups other than amino-acyl groups; transcription corepressor activity
Source: RefSeq, a predicted model, not a curated record
AAAAAAAGGAACCUAAAAGAGGCAAAAUCAUUGACCACGUCAUUGGUCUCUUAAAUAAAAGCCCUAACGUACCGCUCCAAAUUCUACGCUCUUUCAGUCCGUAUUUUUAUUCAUGAUUUGUCAGAAAUUCAAAAAUCGAAAAUUAUCACCAAAUUCCUCGAAUCUCAUUCUUAAUUCUCUCUUCCCGUAAACUCCCCCAAUUUUUACUUCUCCAUUAAUGUUCGAUCUCAUUUUUUCUUCUAAAUGAAGGAGCGGAAGUUGUUGUUAAAUGAGGCAGUUGAGGUGCGACAACUAGAGGAGGGCUUGAGGGGAUCAUGGCAUCCAGGAGUAGUUGUUGGUGUCUCAAAUUUGUGCCGCCAAGUCAUGUAUGAAGAAUUGUUGUGUGAAUCAGGAAAUUCCAAGCUCAUAGAGUCGAUACCUGCCACUGGAGAAAUUGAGGGUCUCUACCAACGCCAAUCUAUCAAAUUUAAUCAUCGUGGUCGCAUUAGACCCAAACCUCCAAAACCACAACAAUCUGUUACAAGUUCUAAGUUAACUCUUGGUGUUUGUGUCGAUGUCUUGUACAAGGAAGCAUGGUGGGAAGGAGUGGUUUUUGAUUGUGAUGAAGGUGCAAAGGAGUGUCGCGUUUUUUUUCCUGAUGAGGGUGAUGAAGAAGUAUUUAAACUGGCUGAUUUACGUCUCACUUAUGGAUGGGACGAAUUUUCUGGUCAGUGGAGAGAAAGGGGUGCUUGGGUAUUAGUGGACCUCGCUAAAGAGUACAAAAAAGAUGGUCAUCUAUAUCAAUUUAUUAUGCGUGUUUGGUCCCGUUUGAAAGUACAUUAUGGCUUCCGGAAAAUGAUUUCAGAGUGGACAUGUGGUGCAUAUUGUAUGUGGAAAGAAUAUUUCAGGGAUAUUAUUGAUGAAAUGACGGCUAAACCAAGAGGAAAGGAAAUUUCUUUCCCUAAUAUUUCUCAAAUACAUGUAGUGCAGAAAAGAAAGGGGAAAUCCAAGAGGUGUAAGCUGCGCUUUUUAGAUGCUUCUGUCCUUAAAGGGUCAAUGCAGCAAAGAAAAGGUAAAGAAAUUAGUCUUUCGGUUAGAACGAGGCAUAUGUGUAUGAGUGAUGCAGAGGAUUCUUUGGUUGGUGUUGUCAGUAAGAGUGGCUAUUUGACUUAUGGUCAUUGCAUGCAAAGGCAGAAAACAAAAGAUAAAGGAGUUCGUCUUUCAGUUAGAACGAGGCGUAUGUGUAUGAGUGAUGCAGAGGAUUCUUUUGUUGGCUCUGUCAGCAAGAGUGGCUAUUUGACUGAUGGUCAUUGCAUGCGAAGGCAGAGGGUGACUGCUGGACGUUCUAUCACAGCCUCUUGUCAAGAACAUGAGACUAAAGAUGCAUUAGAGAGUCCUCAGAAAAAGAAGGGUAAUAAGAGUAUAUGCCAUGACUCAGUUUGCUUAGUUUGUCAGUAUGGAGGGGAACUGUUUCAUUGUGAUAUGUGCUUGUCUUCGUACCAUAUAAACUGCAUUGGUCUUGAGGAAGCUCCUGCUGGAGAAUCAUUUUGUCCAUCAUGUAAAUGUGGCUUAUGUGGCUCGGAUUAUUCUGAUAAUGAUGAUCAACUAUUUACUCAAGCGUGUUACCAGUGCAGCCGCCGAUAUCAUGUGGCUUGCUUGAACGAAGCAGGAACAUUAGUUUCCGACAACUGUUUCUCGGACAAGUUUUGCAGCCGAAGCUGUUUUGAGAUAUGUUCUCGCCUUCACAAACUUCUACAAAUUUCAAAUCCAACAAGUAGGGAAGGAUUUACGUGGACUAUUACAAGAUCUAGAAGAAAUGAUUGUAACGUACACAAUGAACGAUUUCAUACUCUCAUUCAAGUGUCGCAAGUUCUAAAUGUUUUUCACGAGUGCUUUGAACCUAUAAUCGAACCCCACACCGAAAGGGAUCUGGUUGCCGAUAUUGUCUACAAUUCUGGGUCAAAAUUUCGGAGACUGGAUUUUCAUGGAUUCUAUGUAAUAGCUUUGGUUCACAAUGAGGAACCUGUUUGUGUUGCUACUAUCAGAAUUCAUGGUCAAAAAGUAGCAGAAAUGCCACUUGUAGCUACACGUUUCAAGUAUCGCCGAAAGGGUAUGUGCCGGCUGCUUGUUGAUGAGCUAGAGAAGAUGCUUGUUGAAAUGGGUGUCGAAAGACUAGUCUUGCCAGCUAUAGCUCAGCUCAGUAAUACCUGGGUUUCGUCAUUUGGUUUUACCGACAUGCCAUCGCUUUUAAGGAAAGAAUUGCUGGGGUAUCCAUUUGUUCUUUUCCAGGGAACAACAAUGUUUCAGAAAAUCCUCAGAAGAUCGGCUCCAACAGAUUCUUUACGAGCAACGAAAGAACUGCGAAGGACUGGACUUGCAGUAGUACAGGAGAACAUCCUGGAGCAUGAUCUCAACAGGACGUUCAAUCUACAUUACAAGCGAAGACGGAAAGCAGAAAGUACUCGUGAAAAGAAGAAGUCACUGAUUGAUGGAGCAGCAAGGCAGCAUCACACAUACAAGUGCGUAUACAAGCGGCGUAGGAUUCAGGCCAAAUCGAACAUUGGCAAUUUAGAUGAGAACAAAGAGGUUGAUGAAGAAGGAUUUAUCAAUGUAACUGACAAAGUGAGUACAAAGUCCACAAGUAAAAGUGGAAAUUCUAAAAUGAAUAGACCAUCAUCUGUAUGGCAACUAUUUGACAAGAUUAUGUUGAAUGGUAUUUUGAAAUGGGCAAAGUGCAAGUAUUGUGGAGCUCAACUAACAGCAGGUAGUAAUGGCACUUCACAUCUUCACAAGCAUGCUUCAAGGUCGUGUCCUGGAAGACACUUACGACUUACUCCUACUAACCAAACAAAGGAUGAUGGAUUGAAUUUUAAGAAAGAUUACUAGGAAUAUUCUUGCUAUUCAUUUCCAACCGUGGCCUCAGAAAGUGCUUUUUAGACUUUCAGUUAAUAUACAAUGCUAUCUUCUACAUUUAGUGUUUUGGUAUUAAAUAAAACGUCGUGACUGGGGAGCAAAAGAUACUUAAUCCUCUUGCAUGGUCCUUUGAUCGCAUUGGUGCAUACGUGCUGCAGGAGAACAGCCGUUGAAUCAUAAUUACAAACGAAAAUGGAAAAUGAAAAGCACUGUCAAAAAGAAGACACUGAUGGAUGGAUGAGAAAGGCAGUAUCCCACAUAUAAGCGGGCAGUAGAUUCAGGAAGGUAGAAAUUCGAAUGCUAACCUUUAAUAUGACCUUAAGUGAAAAUUGUACAUUAGUAAUGACAUUAUCUUGAGCCAAAGCUGCCUUUGUCCUUCAACUUUUUGAAGAAGGCAAAUGGGCUGUGAUGCAAAGAGAAAGCGGUAGUGGUUGUGCUUAUGGUGAAAAUUUGAAAUUUGUAGGUUAAAAAAAAAUUAUUUAAAUAAACUAAGAAUCAAACUUAUUUCAAAAGUAAGCGUGAAAUUUUCAAACCUGAGGUUUGGGGUUGUUCGCAGUUACUAACUGCGAACAGGUCAAAACAGACAAAAUAGCUGUUCGCAGUUACUA